Messenger RNA from Crotalus tigris (Tiger rattlesnake), 1082 nucleotides. RefSeq lists its product as uncharacterized. The record is from RefSeq and is a predicted model, not a curated record. Gene Ontology annotation, molecular function: cysteine-type endopeptidase inhibitor activity. The transcript has 3 exons. Lineage: Eukaryota; Metazoa; Chordata; Lepidosauria; Squamata; Viperidae. Bases 46 to 894 code for a protein of 282 amino acids.
CCUCCAGCCAGGAUCUUUGGCUUGUUUCAGCAUCUCCUGGCCACCAUGAGAAGGUCCUGGCUGGGUUUACAGCUGCUUCUCGGCUGCGUUCUGCUGCUGGCCGUGCUUGUGGCCAAAGGGAAAUGUUGCAUGGAAGAGGAGGAGAGUUCUUCCGAAGAGGAGUGUCAUUGUGUAAAGAGGCAUCGCUGCGUGGAAGAAUGUUGUGAGAAGAGGUGCCACCACGAGGAAGAGCAGUGUUGUUGCGAGAAGAGGCAUCAUCACGAGGAAGAGCAGUGUUGUUGCGAGAAGAGGCAUCAUCACGUGGAGGAUAAAUGUUGCAAAAAGAGGCAUUCCCAUGGAGGAGGAGAAGAAGCCGACAAAAAGAAGCACCCCCACGUUGCAAAAAAGCGUCCUAAAAAGAGACACCCCCGUUUGGAAGAGUCGGAAGAAGCAAGUUCGGACUCAAGCGAAUAUUACAAGCACGUGGCAGAAGCAGAACAGAGGGACAUAGCAGAACUGGCAGCUCAAAGCAUGGAUGCCGUGCGACACCACAGGAAAGAGCAAGCGAUUGCCUACUACAACCAAGGAAUCGAUGGAGCCUACUACAAACAUCUGGAGGAUGCUCAAGUGGAGGUUCAGAAAGCCAUCGGGGUCAUGGUCUACGUCAAGAUGCUUUUGGGCAAGACCAACUGCACCAAAAACGAAGAGGAAGAGGCUGGCGUGGAGUAUUCAAGAACCUACCUGGAGAAGGAGGGUUGCCAGCUUCUGCCACAACCGAAUCAGGAGAAACACAACUGCACCUUUGGUAUCUUCGUUGACAUGAGAACCGAAACGAAAGCUGUCGUCAGCCAGGACUGCAUUAUAAUCCCAGGAAUUAAACAAUUUCCCAAACUUUUUAAGGGUCUCCCCUUCUGAUGCUCAGUUCUGGGAGGAAAGCACCCCCUUUGCCUUCCCUCAUAACCGCAUAAUCACUUAGACGCAACUACCCACCCUCCCGACUCGCCCACCCUGAAGGGAAUCCAGUGCGCUCCCAUCUCAUCCCCUUCACAGCUCUGCCUUUGCCCUUGUUCUGAAAUAGGAGAAUAAAAUUAAAUUGCACAGAU